Molecule: messenger RNA, 638 nt
Organism: Neurospora tetrasperma FGSC 2508
Lineage: Eukaryota; Fungi; Ascomycota; Sordariomycetes; Sordariales; Sordariaceae
Exons: 2
Coding region: 176-547 (123 amino acids)
Source: RefSeq, a predicted model, not a curated record
UGUUGAAGAAUCCUGCCAUAAUGCUAUGGGUGGAAGGUAAACUGGAGGAGCGCGUAGGUAGUUUGGGGCCAAGUCACAGUGUUGGCUACAGCUGCGCAGCAUAAGCUCGGACGGGCGACGGCAGCGAGCAGCGUUGUAUCUGUAACCAUUCGCAAAAAAAACGAACUGCAGUGGUAUGUCCGAGUCCGAGGAAGAGAGUAACGAAGGUCGCUUCGAGAUUGAAGAGAGUGCGGAGGCACGCGCGACCGGUGCGCAAAUGGCCAGUCAGGCAAAGGAGUUGGUGAAUGCUCCUCCGAUUAGGAUCCUGUCUAACAACUCGCUGGGCCUGUCGCAAGAUCGGUUUACGACUUUAGAUCGCAGAAUUGAGACCAAUAUCCGUCGAAGCUGUGGAAGCGACGACUGGAGAGACGAGCGGGCAAAGACGGAGAAUGGGAGUGGAGCGGAUGGCCUCCAGGUUGGACGGAUGACGGGCGGCGGUACGGGGGAUACUUUUAGACAUGCGGCGGAAGUUGAAUCAGGAGUUCAGGAGCUGGCAUGCACGCUGUAAGCCAAGCAAGCAGGUUGAGUAGCCUUCCUUAGGUAGAGAGCUUGGGAGCCGAGCUAUAUCGACAACACACCGUAGUACACUUAGUGGUCCU